AUGAGUCCAAAGAUUGAUGCCAAUGAUACUAACAAUUCACUUGCCUGUACUGAAUAUGUUAAGGAUAUUUUUGCUCACUACAAGUCAAUUGAGUCCAAGUAUUUGCCGGAUCCAACCUACAUGUCCAGACAUCCAAACUUUAAUGAUCAAACCAGAUUGUUGACUAUCAAUUGGUUGAUGACCAUUCAUGGUUAUUAUGAAUUCUCACCUGAAACUAUGUAUCUCUGUGUUAACAUUUUUGAUAGAUUCUUGAGCUCCCAUCCAGAUAUGGCUUUGGAUAAGAUUCACUUGGUUGCCAUUACCUCAUUGUUCAUUGCUUCAAAGUAUGAAGAAAUCAAACCACUCAAUACUUCUCAUCUUAUCAAGAUGACUCGUAAGGCCUAUACCAAGGAAGAUAUCCUCAUUAUGGAAAGACUCAUCUUGAAGACUCUCGACUUUAACUUGACUAUUGCUAGUGUCUAUGUCUUUUUGAAGAGAUACUUGAAGUGUAGUGGUAACUUUGAUAAUGUUCAAGUCCAAAUUGCAACCUUUGUUGCUGAAAUGUCCCUCUACGAUACAGCCAUGUUGAAUUAUACACCAAGUACCAUUGCUUGUGCUGCCAUUUAUGUUGCCAGAUCACUCAGAAAAUGUGGUGGUGACAAGUGGAAUUCCAACUUGGUCUAUUACUCUGGAAAGACUGAAGAUGAUAUUUUACCAUGUGCUAAACAAGUUUACUACUUUAUGAAAUGUUUCUGCAGUACACCAACCUUUGAAAGUGGUAGAAAGACUGCUGAUAAGAAUUACUUGCUUGUCAAAUUCUCCAAGCCAGAACACUUGAAGAUUUCAGAAAGCAUUAAGCAAGUCUUUGAACAAAAGAAGAGAGGUCGUGAACAACAAUAA
Naegleria gruberi is the source of this 879-nucleotide messenger RNA. Its product is annotated as cyclin-like protein. Gene Ontology annotation, molecular function: cyclin-dependent protein serine/threonine kinase regulator activity. Gene Ontology annotation, biological process: regulation of cyclin-dependent protein serine/threonine kinase activity; mitotic cell cycle phase transition. The transcript has a single exon. Gene Ontology annotation, cellular component: cytoplasm; cyclin-dependent protein kinase holoenzyme complex; nucleus. Lineage: Eukaryota; Heterolobosea; Eutetramitea; Acrasida; Naegleriidae. The record is from RefSeq and is a predicted model, not a curated record. The coding region runs from base 1 to 879 and encodes 292 amino acids.